GCGGAGUCACCUCGGCUCUCGCCGGGCCACAUCGGACGCACGGAGCCUCCUCCGAGCACUGCGCGCGCAGCAGCCGGUCUCGCGCGCCCGUGGAGUUGCCACAGAGGUAGCACAAGCACGAUGGACGACGACGGCGCGUACACGCCCAUCCCCGACGAGGAGGAGCCCCUUCUAGUACCACAAAAGAGGACACGAAGAGUAAGAUACGCCGUCGGCGCCGCCGCUGUGCUCUGUGCGGGCGGCGCCGCCGCGCGCGCCACGACGAGACCGACCGCAGAAAAACUCUUCUCGCUCAGCCAGUGCCCCGCCGCUUUAGCGCAGGACAUCGACCCCACUGUGUGUGCCGAGGCCGACGCCGAGCAGUGCGCCCACUUGUGUACGGACGGCGGCAACGACUGCCAGACCCUCUGCGCCGACGCCUGCGACGAGGGCGCGGGCGCCGUCUGCGCGUUGGCGGCCUUUGCUAAUCUCGACACGGUCUGCCCUGCUUUAGGAUACUGCGCCGGCGAACUUGUAGAUGAUGUGCAGGCGUGGUUCGCGCCGACGUGGAAAGGCUACCUGGAGACAGCUUUGACGAUCAAGGCGGACUACGAACCCGGUUGGGCGCUUAUCCCGGACUGGGGGUCGGGCGACGACGACACGGCCAUGUCUUGUGACCUGUACGCGUGGUGCACCGUUUGUGCGGGGGCGGACUCGUGCGCGGACGUGGAGACCGUCGCGGCGACGGCGAUGCACGACCUCUACAAGCUCGAAAAUAGGUGCAAGUCGAGGGACGCCUGCCUGCCGCCGCACACGCACGGCGCGCGGCGAUGAGGACCGUAGUAGUUGUACAUAACGUAAUUCUUCCGCUUGAA
Pelagomonas calceolata is the source of this 854-nucleotide messenger RNA. NCBI's taxonomy places the organism in Eukaryota, Pelagophyceae, Pelagomonadales, Pelagomonadaceae. The record is from the annotation of a GenBank genome assembly.